AUGGCUACUUCGCUCCUCUCCAAGAGACUGCGUUCCUCCGAGGCUGAUCCGGACGCCGAACCCAGCUGGAUUCGCCGUCAGGUCACCUCUGGUCUGCAAUGCAUCUCUCGUCGCGCCUGUGUUCACCCUAUCCACACCAUUGUGGUAAUUGCGCUUCUCGCCAGCACCACCUAUGUCGGUCUGCUGGAGGGUAGCCUGUUCGACACUGCUCGGAACCCUCGUAAUGUUGCUGGUCAGGUGGAUACCGAAACUCUUCUUCAGGGUAGCCGGAGCUUGCGCCUAGGAGAGUCCACUUCGUGGAAGUGGCAGGCUGAGGACACCUGGGCCGAUUCGACACAAGUCGAGACGCCCGCUGUCCGCCACUUGGCUUUGACUACCUUCAUCUUCCCCGACUCCGCCUCCAAGUCUGCAUCAACCGCCCCGUCGGCCGACAACGUCCCGGUUCCUGCCAAUGUCUCCGCCCACCCCGUUCCCCACACUCCCAACCUGUUCUCGCCCUUCUCCCAUGAUUCGUCGCUGGUGUACAGCGUUCCUUUCGACCAGGUUUCUGACCUGUUGAGAGCCGUGCAGGAGAUCCCCGACUCGUCUGCCGAUGAGGAGGAAGAGGAGUCCAAGAAAUGGAUCAUGAGAGCUGCUCGUGGUGCUUCAAACUCCCACACGGCUCUCAGGCUGUGGUUGAUGGAUGCUUGGAGCUCCUUUGUGGACCUCAUCAAGCACGCCGAGACCAUUGACAUUGUCAUCAUGGCUCUUGGCUACCUCUCGAUGCACCUGAGCUUUGUAUCGCUCUUCUUCUCCAUGCGCCGUCUCGGCUCCAACUUCUGGCUUGCCGCGACUGUGCUCUUCUCCGGAUCUUUCGCCUUCCUGUUUGGUCUUCUCGUGACUACCAAGCUCGGUGUCCAGAUCAACCUGCUUCUGCUCUCCGAGGGUCUGCCCUUCUUGGUUGUGACGAUCGGCUUUGAAAAGCCGAUCAUGUUCACUCGCGCCGUUUUGAGUGCCUCAGUGGAUAACCGUCGUCCUCGUGCUGGUGCCGCCCCUCGGCCACUGGCUUCGAGCACUUCCGGUUCCAUCCAAGACUCAAUUGCGACUGCGAUCAAGAAGCAAGGUUUCGAGAUUGUUCAGCACUACUGCAUUGAGAUCGGUCUGCUUGCUAUGGGCGCUGCCUCUGGUGUCCAAGGUGGUCUUCAGCAGUUCUGCUUCCUCGCAGCAUGGAUUCUGUUUUUUGACUGUGUGCUGCUCUUCACCUUCUAUACCACCAUUCUCUGCAUUAAGCUCGAGAUCACUCGCAUUCGUCGCCACGUUGCCCUGCGCAAGGCCCUGGAGGAGGACGGCAUUACUCACAGCGUCGCUGAGAACGUUGCUUCCAGCAGUGACUGGCCGAACUUGGGCUCCGACAGCAGUGAGGGUGACACGAGCAUCUUCGGACGUCAGGUUAAGUCUAGCAGUGUGCGCCGUUUCAAAAUCCUCAUGGUCGGUGGUUUGAUCCUUGUCAACGUUGUAAAUCUGUCCGCCAUUCCUUUCCGAAACACUAGCAACGGUGCUUUGAUCUCGCGCCUCUCCAACGUUUUGGCCCCUGCCCCUAUCGAUCCCUUCAAGGUCGCUGAGAAUGGCUUGGAUGCUAUCUACGUUGCUGCCAAGAGCCAGAAGCAAGAGACCAUCGUUACUAUUAUCCCCCCGAUCAAGUACAAGCUGGAGUACCCCUCCAUUCACUACGCUGCUGGUGAGACUCCCAGCUCCUUUGAUAUCGAAUACACCGAUCAGCUUCUCGAUGCUGUCGGUGGCAAGGUUCUGGAGAGUCUGCUUAAGAGCGUGGAGGAUCCCUUCAUCAGCAAGUGGAUCAUUGCCGCUCUGACAUUCAGUAUCAUUCUCAAUGGCUAUCUUUUCAACGCUGCUCGCUGGGGUAUUAAGGAACCCGAGGCUACUCCUGCUCCCCCCAAGGAGCCGGUUGCGCCUAAGGUUUACCCCAAGUUCGAGCCCAAUGAACAGGAGUCAGAUCGUACCAUGGCGGAUUGCGAGCUGAUGCUCAAGGAGAAGCGUGCACCCCACCUGACCGAUGAGGAGUUGAUCGCCUUGUCACUCAAGGGCAAGCUCCCCGGAUAUGCUCUUGAGAAGACCAUGGAGGAUGAGAACUUGAUGAGUCGCGUGGAUGCUUUUACCCGAGCUGUCAAGAUCCGCCGUGCUGUGAUCGCCCGUACGCCUGCCACUUCUCAUAUCACCAGCUCCCUAGAGGUGUCGAAGCUUCCUUUCAAGGAUUAUAACUACGGCUUGGUUCACGGUGCCUGCUGUGAAAAUGUUAUUGGUUAUCUCCCCCUCCCUAUUGGUGUUGCCGGUCCCAUCAAGAUCGACGGCCAAGACUACUUCAUCCCUAUGGCUACUACCGAAGGUGUGCUCGUGGCCAGUACCAGUCGUGGCUCCAAGGCCAUCAACGCUGGUGGCGGCGCUGUGACUGUUCUGACUGGUGACGGUAUGACUCGUGGGCCUUGCGUGACCUUCCCUACCCUCGCUCGGGCUGCCGCGGCGAAGGUUUGGAUUGACUCCGAAGAAGGCCGCAGCAUCAUCACCGCUGCUUUUAACUCGACUAGUCGUUUUGCUCGUCUCCAAAGUCUGAAGACCGCUCUCGCUGGUACCUACCUCUACAUCCGCUUCAAGACCACCACCGGUGAUGCUAUGGGCAUGAACAUGAUUUCCAAGGGCUGCGAGAAGGCUCUCGACGUUAUGUCAAAGGAGUGUGGCUUCGAUGACAUGUCUAUCAUCUCGCUGUCUGGUAACUUCUGUACCGAUAAGAAGUCUGCUGCCAUCAACUGGACCGAUGGUCGUGGCAAGUCUGUCGUGGCCGAGGCCAUCAUUCCUGGCGAUAUCGUCAAGAGUGUUCUCAAGAGCGAUGUCAACGCUCUGGUGGAACUGAACGUCAGCAAGAACUUGAUUGGAAGCGCCAUGGCUGGUAGCUUGGGUGGUUUCAACGCCCACGCCUCCAACAUUGUGUCUGCCAUAUUUUUGGCCACUGGCCAGGACCCCGCCCAGAACGUCGAGAGCAGCAGUUGUAUCACGACUAUGAAGAACAACAACGGUGACCUCCAAAUCGCUGUGUCGAUGCCUUCCAUUGAGGUCGGUACCAUUGGUGGUGGUACUAUCCUCGAGGCCCAGGGCGCGAUGUUGGAUCUGCUUGGUGUCCGCGGUGCUCACACCACCACCCCUGGUGAGAACGCCCGCCAACUGUCCCGGAUUAUCGCGGCUUCCGUUCUCGCUGGUGAGCUCAGUCUCUGUGCUGCUCUCGCCGCUGGUCACCUUGUCAGAGCCCACAUGGCCCACAACCGCAGUGCCGCUCCUACGCGGUCAUCGACCCCCGUCUCUGCUGCCGUUGGUGCCGCCCGUGGCCUUUCUAUGACCUCGAAGUAA
Molecule: messenger RNA, 3393 nt
Organism: Penicillium atrosanguineum
Lineage: Eukaryota; Fungi; Ascomycota; Eurotiomycetes; Eurotiales; Aspergillaceae
Gene: hmg1
Product: HMG-CoA reductase
Exons: 3
Coding region: 1-3393 (1130 amino acids)
Biological process (GO): coenzyme A metabolic process; isoprenoid biosynthetic process; ergosterol biosynthetic process
Cellular component (GO): endoplasmic reticulum membrane; peroxisomal membrane
Molecular function (GO): protein binding; hydroxymethylglutaryl-CoA reductase (NADPH) activity
Source: RefSeq, a predicted model, not a curated record